Molecule: messenger RNA, 1247 nt
Organism: Sinocyclocheilus rhinocerous
Lineage: Eukaryota; Metazoa; Chordata; Actinopteri; Cypriniformes; Cyprinidae
Product: protein CLN8-like
Exons: 4
Coding region: 268-1137 (289 amino acids)
Biological process (GO): nervous system development; phospholipid metabolic process; lipid homeostasis
Cellular component (GO): endoplasmic reticulum; membrane
Molecular function (GO): ceramide binding
Source: RefSeq, a predicted model, not a curated record
UCUCCCGGUCUCUGAAGGGUUAGUUGUAACUGUGCGGUGUGCAGUUGUUCGCACCCGCUGAAGGAAUGUGAGCUAUGUUAUUGUCGAGCUCACAUCAAAAGACAUAAUUAAUAGUUGAGGUCUUUAAUACGCAGAAAAGAAUUAGGAAUGUGCUUCGUGGGCGUUAUUUCGUCUACAAGAGACUGGUAAUUGGUUUCAUGGGAACUGACUGUGUGGCGCAUUACCAAAGGACACUGCAGUCUUGACAUUCGUUCGGAGAUCUGAGCAAUGUCCUCCCAGCCAGAUAAUUUAAUACUGUCCUCGGGUCACAACUUCAGCAUGGACUACUCCUCCCAGGACUUUCACCUGAAAAUCAUCAGCCUGGGCUUCAUCUUCUACACCUUUAUCUUCCUCCUCUCUCACAUCAUAUCUAGCCUGCUGUUUCACACCUACCGCUCACUGUCAGCCAAAGAAAAGGUCUUCUGGGAUUUGGCUGCGACACGGGCUGUGUUUGGCAUCCAGAGCACAGUGGCAGGGCUUCGGGCGCUCAUGGAGGACUCUGCCGUCUACUCUGAUAAGAUUCUCGGGCAGGAGGACUGGUCCUGGUUCAAUGUGCUGACCGCUACGGGAUUCUUCCUGUUUGAAAAUGUGGCCCUUCAUGCGUCCAAUGUGGCAUUCCGGUCCUUUGACCUGCCGUUAGCUGUGCAUCACUUCUUCGCCCUCGCGGGGUUCGCCGGGGCAGUUGUGUGGAACUGGCUGGGUCAUUUCCUCCCUAUGGUGACUUUGCUGCUAGAGAUGAGCACACCCUUCACCUGCAUCUCCUGGAUGCUGCUUAAGGUGGGCUGGUCUAAGACACUGUUCUGGAAAGCUAACCAAUGGAUGAUGAUCCACAUGUUCCACUGCCGGAUGGUUCUGACCUACUACAUGUGGUGGGUGAGUUGGAAUCAUUGGGAGGAGAUGAACAAUCACAUCCCAUUGGUUCAGAGACUGCUGUUCUUCACAGGCCUCUUCCUGCUCACCUUCUUCCUCAACCCCAUUUGGACGCAUAAGAAAACCCUGCAGCUUCUCAAUCCCGUGGACUGGAACUUUGACAACAAACCUGCAGCAGAGAACGGACCAAUCCGAGACCAGGCUCGACACAAGCCCCAUGCCAGCUGAUUAACACUAACAUCAAGGUUUUAUGGGAAAUACAGUCUAGAGAAGAUACAGUCUGCUAUACAAAGUUGGGUUUUUAGUUGGGCUGCACGAUAAAUCGCAUGCGAUAUUUA